Messenger RNA from Daphnia pulex (common water flea), 1892 nucleotides. Its product is annotated as tripartite motif-containing protein 59-like. The record is from RefSeq and is a predicted model, not a curated record. NCBI's taxonomy places the organism in Eukaryota, Metazoa, Arthropoda, Branchiopoda, Diplostraca, Daphniidae. The coding region runs from base 482 to 1516 and encodes 344 amino acids. The transcript has 3 exons.
AUUUUCCUGAUAAAAUAAAUUAUAAAUGUUUUUUAUCGGCUCGCACAUACUGUCGCGUUUCCGGUGCAUCUGCAAUAAUGUUUAAUUAAAUUUCAAUUUUUUACGCAAGUUUCAAUUCUGACUAACUGUGCUACACAAUCUGUAUUUAAAAAAGUUAUCUAGAAUUGUUUUGUGUCAAUCAAGAAAAACACCUUUGAGUUUUUGACGAAUCAAUGCGCCAUCUAUUUGUUCAACUAAUUCAAUUCUUUCUAACUGUCUGUUUUAGUGUUUUCUCUACUAUCUGUGUCAUCUUUAGAAAAUCAUCUAGAAUUUUACUGCUGUCAAUGAAGAAAAACAUUUACCGUUUCAUGACCAUUGCGCCAUCUAUAAUAAUAUAGAUGCGUCACCUUCCGCCGUACGUCGCCCUGGGCAACGCAUGUUUACGUUAUCACCCAAAACCUUGAAUUAAGAUAAUUUUUGACGUAUCUUCGACGUCAUCAAAAUGGCAGCUGCAGUUUGUACUUCAUCACCAGAGGAAAUCGAGAGUUUUGUUACAUGUAGCAUUUGCCUGUGUGAAUUUGAUGAAGAAAUCAGGAAACCGAAAUUCCUACCAUGCGCCCACACACUUUGUCUCAAAUGUUUAACGGGAAUACACAAAAACUUUGUCAUUAGUUGCCCACUCUGUCGUAAAGAGUUUUCGUACCAGGAUGACGUCUCCAGCCUUCCAAACAAUUCUUACGCUCUGCACAUGCUCAAACUGACAGCAACUAAAGGCACAGAUGAAGUUACAGUCAAACCUAAUUCUCAAGAGAAACCAGCAGCAUGGUGCCUUACCUGCCGAAAAGUGGCUAAUAAGCCCAAAUGCUCAACUCACUCUGCUGUGGAAGUUUCAGCCAACACGAUCAAGAAUUUUGAAUCUUUCAUGAAACUGAAAGAAGAUCUCAAGAACUUGAUGGCUGAAGGUGAAACCAAAUUGUCGUUGGCUAUCGAAAAGAGGAAAGAAGUUCAAGCUCAUUUACACCAAGUAUCUCAAUGCCUGAAACUGGUCUUGCACGAAGUCAACCAGCAAGAAGAGCAAAACAACACCCUCCUCUGCGAGAUGAUUUCCCAGUUGGAGCCGUCCAACAAAGUCUCUGAUGAAAAGCCCAUCUCCCCCGCCAGCAUUGAAGUAAAAGAAGAAGAUCCUCAUUUGUCCCAAUUGGUAUCCCUCAUUAACGAAUCCAAACCAGAGAAGAGGAAGAGUCUGGAAGUCCUCAAGGAGAAAAUGAAGAAAUCACUCCAAUUAUGCGAGAGUAAAUUAGCCGAUGCUGUCGCUUUGGCCAAAGCUGUUCAAUACCAGAAGAAGUGUAAAAUUUCUGUCCGUCUUGCUGACUCGAAGAAACAGCCCAUUCCUACCUGGGGAUUGCUGGAAAGCGGAUUCGACACGUACUGGCCCUACGACAACAGCCUGACCCCGACCAAACGCGAUUUCCUGCUUCUCUCUCACAUCGUCUUUUCCAUUCAGAAGAGGGGCAUGAAGAUCAGAUCUAAGAAAUGAAGAGCAACCGUGUUCCUGAUUCAGUUGAAUGCUGACUUAAGCUGUAUUGGCUUGUUAUCCUUAUGAAAUCUUUUAAUUUUAAUAUUCUUGGCGCAGAGACUGACGAGCUGAAAAUAUUUCGCGAAAAAUUUGAGAACAAAUUUUGUAAUAAUAUUUUUUCAUUGGGUUACAUGUUAUUUUUAUCGUAUGAGAAUGUUUUUAAACUGCAGCGUUCAUGAAUGAUGAUCUGGUGGUUAUUUCAAAAUCCGAUGUGAUGUUUGACUCGCGGCCUCGUAAUUUUCGUUUCAUUUCAUAACAAAUUAAGUGUGCUGUUCCCAAGACAUAAAUACACCCGCAAACAAACUGGCUAAACAGUAGUAAAAAGAAACAAAAAAAA